GCCCCUCCGAAUCCAGAGUGACUGAAAAAAUCAAGAGGACUCUAAAGUACACAGAAGAAAAUCAAAAUUGGGAGCCGCGGAAGGGAAGAGCUGGUGGAUAUUAGCAUGAUGGAGGGAUGUGUGAGUCUGGACUCAGAGCUGAUGGAGUUUCAGUCUGACGCUUCAGAGGCCAUCAGCCAGGAUGAUGAAGACGAGGUGGAGGAACUGCAAAACAGUCUGCGAGAGGUUGUCCAGGACCAGUCGGUAAAGCCCAAACUCCAGUGCCUGAUGGUGGACCCAUCGUUCUCCAUGGUAACAGUUCAGAGCGAGGACAGUGGUAUUGUUUGGGAGACGGCCUCUAGCCGCUGCUCUACUCCCUGGGCCUCUGACACGAGCUCUGUCUCUGAAGCCUACAGCAUGGAGGGCUCUGGCGUUGCAGGAAAGAUCACCAUUGUCUUUGAUGAGGAUAAAGUAGUCCGUAGGAGGACGAGGUCCGGAGGAAGGAGCAGCAGGUUGGGGGACAGGCUGAGUCGACCUGGAAGCUCAAGAUCGGCUUCGGCUCUGGGAGUGGAGAGACCGGAGAUGGCAGAGGUUUCUCUCCCCAAUGUGAAACAGGAGAAAACCGAAACAGAGCCGGACUUGGAGGAAAUCAAAAACAAAGAUCAGCAACUGUUUAGUUUGAUUUCAGAGGGUUAUGAGAUUCUCAACAUCAGAGUCCCCUCCAAACUUCCCACCGUGGAUGAGGAGGAGAGCACAGAGCUGCAGGACAAUUUGUCGUAUCUGGACCAGACUCCAAAGAUCAAGUCCCGCAGCCACCAUGACUGGACGUGGCAACAGAAUCAUGUCCUGACAGACGAGGGGAGGAUACUUGAUCACCAAGAGCCCUCGAAGCAAGAUUCUUCUCAGCCAUCAGCAGACACAGAACCCAGACAGACACCUUCUCAGAAUGAGAGCGCCAGUGACAUUGACUACUUCGAGAAGUUUACCCUUUUGGAUGAGGCAGUCCCCGGAGAACAAGCUCCAGAGCUGCAGGAGAAAGCAGUGAAACCCCAGGCAGAGGAGCAGAAACCUGCUACGGAGACAGCAACAGACAGCCCCUCUGCAUCAGAAGAGUCUUUUGUCUUUGUCACAGAUGUGGAGAUAGUCGGGGAACACCUGGACGAGGUCUUCUAUGGAGAAGGAGCUCCUGCUGAUGCACUGCAGAGGAGAGAUGAGGAUGAGGAGGAGGUUGCAGCCAGGAUGAGGCGAGAGAGCCAGAGAUCGACGAAGGAGAAUGGUUCAGUACUGUUUGAGAGUGAAGAGACCAUCCUUACGCCCAUCUAUAUCUCCGCUGGACCCCCGAAGAUUAUUGACCCCAUCCUGCUGGAGGAGCCCACCGCCAUGUCCUUCAUGUACUCCGACCUUUACGAGGAUGCUGUAGGCGAGAGGAGGAGGAGCGACGAGGAACACUCAGAGGCAGAGAGCGUGGCAUCUGAGAAGUCUUAUAAGAGAUGUUCGUCGGAUGCAGAGGAGGAGGAAGGCUACCUGGAGAAGUUUACUUUGAAGGAUGAAACUUCCACCGUGGAGGUUCAACCAGAAUCAGUGCAGGACGAGAACGAGGGGAGGAUGAUGUGGUCACAGAGUAGGUUUGAAAUGACAGGAUGUCUCAGAAAAGUGGUCAAAGAAGAAGAUGAGGACAAGACAAAGACAGAGGAACCAAAGACACAGGAGGUCAGUGCUGGAGGCAGUAGUGAGGAUCUACAAUCAGCAACAUUUGAGGAGAAAAGAGAAAUAGUCACAGAAACAGAAAAGGAGAGGGAGGACAUACAACUCUCCGUGGUAACUGAAGAGCAGGUUGUCAGAGAGGCCCCAGAAAAAUCAGCUCAGGAGUCUAACCUGAAAGAGGAUCGGAUUGAGGGUCAGGAAGUAAAACAGGAAGUAAAAGGAGACCAGACUGAGCCUCCUGAGAGGAGCACUGAUGAGCCACCUCCUGAAAUUCAAGAGAACAGAAAGGUAGAGAAAGCAGAGAGCGAGAGUGAGGAGCAUCAGAGAGAAGAACACAAAAGAAGUGAACAAAGCAUUAUUGAAACUGAGCGGAUAUGUCAGACACAAAAAGUGGCAGAAAAAGCAACUGAAGAGCUUGUAAAAGCAACAGAGGACAGGGCAGAAAAAGCACCUGUAAGCAGUGCAGUGCCACAGAUGGAUGUUAAAUCAAAAAUACAAAUAGAGCAGAGUUUUUCUGAGGAGCCAGGUCCUGACACGAAGGUGGUGGCUGCUGAUGAGAAAGUAGAAACUGAGGCCAAACCAGAGGUCCGAGUUGAAGUCAACGAACCUGAGACUGUAAGACAGGAAACGUUCACCUCGACUGAACCCUCAGGUGAAAUAGAGACACCGGCUGCAAUAUCACCGUGUGAGGAAAAACAAGCAGCAGAAGUCGUUCCUGAAGGUGUUGCACCUGUCGAGGUCAUCACCGACCGUGACUGUGCGGUACACGCAGUAGUGGAGGUUACUGAAAAAGCAGUGAAUGAAAAAGAGAUUCAAACCCAAGUUCAGAUUGAUCUUCAGGAGGUAAAAAGUGCUGAGACGACAGAUGUUCAAACAGCAGCAGCUCCUGAAGUAGGAAGAGACCAUGAAGCUAAGACUGGGGAAGCUGCAGCUGAGAGCCAGUUGCCUGAAUUCAUUGCCGAAGCUGCUCAGGAGCCAGAAGUUGAAACUGAGAUUUCAAGUGAAGUAACCGAACCUGUGAUGCCAGAGGAUUCAGAUAAGAAACAUCAUGAAAUCCUUGAAUCCCUGCAGCGUCAACAAGAGGAGCCGGUAACUGAUAGUGAAUCAGGCAAAACAAAGCUGAUAACUGAAGUCAAAGCUAAAACACCCACAGACGACGCUGGGCUCCCGGAUAUGGUGAAUGCAGGUGACGAGUUAAUCCUCCUCGUUCCCAAGGGACAAGCAGUAGAGAUGGACAUUGAUAUUGGUCAGGCCCCGAGUGAUUCAGAAGCUCUCCCUGAACCUGACAGCACAUGUGAACAUCUAACAGCACCUGAGGACAUACCAGCACCGAUGGGAGAAACAAAGACAGAGCCACAACCGGGAGUAGAAGCAGAAGUUGCUGUAAAGGUAGAAGAGCAACCCAGAAAUGACUUAGACAGAGAGUACUACCCCCCUGCACCUAUGGAGGAGGCCGACACAGAGGAGAAGAAGACGGGGGAGGACUUAGAAGAAGAUGAGGGUUUCUUUUCCCCUCUGAGGAGCUUUACUCCCAGGGAGGAUUUAUCUGGGCUGCACAGGGAGGAAAUACUAUCAGAAGAACAUGUAGAACAAAAGGCGGAGAUGUGGGUGGAAGAUUUUCCAGAUGCAAUCAUUAUUGAAGAUGAUGUUGGUCCAGAUGUUGAUCUACACAGAAAGGAUAUAGGGCAAAGGAUGGAGCAAGAUGAGGUGGUUGCAGAGGCUCCAGAAGUGCCUGUUGAGGAGUUUGAAUAUGAGAUAAUAUCUAAAAAGGAUGCAGAAGAGAUGCCAGAACCCAAAAUACAGAGAGAUGCAGAGGAAUCAAAACCUGAGUCCGGCCGGGACAGAGAAGAGAGGAUGGAGGUGGAGGUUGAGAUGGAGAUGGAGGGGAAAGUGUUUGAUCUGUCCCUAGAAGAAGAGCUCAUUGAGGAUGACUAUGAAAUCAUUGAUGCAGAGGAGGAGAGUCAGGCCCGACUGGCUGCUGAGCUGCAGGGGAUGGACUGGUUCUGUCUCACCUGUGGUCGUCUGCUAUCAGAGGACGACUGUGUGUCCAGAGAGCAUCACAGCCACGUGGUGACUGCUGUGGACAAAGCCUAUGAGGAAAUCAAGGAGAAGCUGAGUGACUGGAUCUCAGAGCUUCAGGGGAGGUCAGAGAACAUUGAGGACUUGGUGUCUGAACUGGAGCUGGCCUACAACUCUGUAGAGGACCAGUGUGUGGAGAGCGAGGCAGCGAUGCAGGUGCAGAACGAGGAGAUGAUGGCUCUGGUGAUGGAGCAGUACAACAACAUGUCCGUCAACAUGGAGGAGGAGAAGAAGUCCAAGCUGGAGCAGCUAUAUGACCAGAUUGUCUCCUUCCAGGAGAGCAUUGAAACCGCCAAGGCCACUCUAGAGACCACGGCCAGAGAGGAAGAGACUGACGCACGGUCACCUGAAGACAUUCAUGCAAGUCUCAAGGCAGCUCUGGACUCAGCCAUGUCACUGGAGCUGGGUCCCAAGGGACUGCUGGUGUUCGAAGACUACGCCAAGGGCAACACAUCCAGCUCACACCUCACACAGCGCAAGGGAAUCCCAGUGCCUCAGAGGCCCACGCUGCAGCCCCAGGAGCCAGGCUCAGCCACCAGCACCAGUGUCACUGUUUACUGGAAGGUCAACCCUGGAGAUAUCAUAGACUGCUUUCAGGUCUACUGCAUGGAGGAUCCACAAGGAGCUGUGUCAGAGGAGUACCGUGUGACAGUGAAGGAGAGUUACUGUGUCUUGGAGGAGCUGGAGCCUGACAAGACGUACAAGGUGUGGGUGAUGGCUGUCAACUAUACAGGCUGCUCUCUGCCCAGUGAGAGACUUGCCUUCACAACUGCUCCAUCGGUGCCUGUGAUUGACACAGAGCGCUGCAGUGUCAUGUGGGAUUCGGCCACACUAAGGUGGAAACAGCAGACUCCUGGACAGAGUUACACCUUGGAGUACUGCCGUCAGUAUGAACUGGAGGGAGAGGGACUCAGAUCCAUCUCAGGCAUCAAUAGCUGUGAACAGAGGGUUCUCCUGCAGCCCAAUGAGAAUUACCUGUUUUACAUCAAAGCUGUGAAUGAGGCGGGAGCCAGCGAACAGAGUGAGGCUGCACUCAUUUCCACAAAAGGGACGAGGUUCCAUCUGCUGAGCGCAUCAGCUCACCCUGCUUUAGAGCUGUCAGUGGAUCGGACCACCCUGCACUAUUCCCAGGACACAUAUGAAAACACACCACUCACAGACAAACAGUGUCCAUCCAUCCUGGGUGAGUUGCUGCCCUUACGAGGACACUACUACUGGGAGACAAUUGUGUCAGGAAGUACAGCUUACAGACUCGGAGUGGCACACAGCACAGCCAACAGAGGCGGCCCACUGGGGGAAAACAGCCUGUCGUGGUGUCUGCAGUGUAUUCCUACACCAACAGGUUGCAGGUAUCAGUUGCUCCACAAUGACGUCCAGUCCAGUUUGUUCGUGAUGGAGUUGCCUGAGCGAGUAGGUACUCUCUUGGAUUACCAGCUUGGUCGUCUGUCUUUCUACAAUGCCCAAAGUGGUCAGUUGUUAAGUUCCUUCAGCCAGCGCUUCACCCAGCCGUGCCACCCUGCUCUGGCCCUGGAGAUGCCAGGCAGCCUGGAGGUCAGCAUGGUGCUGGAAGUACCGGAGUUUACCAAGGACAGCUAGCUCUGCUACCUGCCUCACACGCUGAAGAGUUUACAGUUCAUGUUGGACAUUUGUUAAUUUGAGUGAUCUUACUUUAUAAUAAUUGAAUUGACCACUUACAUUACAGAAAAGAGUUCAGAUAUGACAGGACAUAAAAUAAUAAUUAGAUCCAAAACAAAGGCAGAAGAUGCAAUUUGAUUUGUUUAAAGGGGUUUGUGUGUUUUUGGUAAAAAGGAACCUUAUUUUAAAAACUGAUUUUCUCUGAUCAAAAACAAAAUAAAUAAUUUUUGGCCACAAAAAUUAAACUGUCUUGUAUGUGGUGCAAUACAACUGGAUUGAAAAUGAGUGCCUUGAAAUUUUUUUCACAGGUGAGCAUCAUGUAUUUUUGUUGUGGAUUAUUUUGUAAUUUUGACCGUAAAGUAUGCAGAUGUACUGUUUUGUAAAUGUUCUGUGCUUUACUCAUUUUCAGUUGUCUUCUGUUCUUUUACUGAUAGAUAAUGUGAGUAAAGGCUCUGACAACAUGUUGGAGUCAAAUACACAUUGUAUCAUCACAGAGAGAAAUACAAGUGAUAGUUCAAUUCUUUUGUCACCCCGAAGUUUAGACAAUGAGUCAAAAAAUAUACUGUAGCACUUUUUGAACUGUUUCAUAUUGUGAAUAGGUUUAUUUUGUGUAAAUAACCUUUGUAAACUGAAGUGAUCAGUUGUCUAUUUUGUUAUGUGCGACUGAUGCCAAAAGCAGAGCAAUUGUUUUUCUUUCACCUGUCAUGUAAACUGAUUUUCUCGACCGAACUGAAUGAACAUGAUUAUUUUUUUCUAUUUGCACAACUGGACUGAUUAUUUUGACUCUGUUCUUUAACUUAAAUUCACCACCAGAGGUCCUCAGGACUCCAUUAGUUGUAAUAUUGGUUCAAAAGCUUCCAAAAAAGGAUUUAUCUGUCCUCUGAAUUAUGUGUGUCCAGUUUUGUUUUGCAGGGCAUCAGGUGGCAAACCUGCAGUUUGGAAAUCACCUGAACAGACAUACAUAUAAUACUCCCAACUCUAAAGAAGAGAUGCAGUGUCAAAUAAAAUGAAUGAAUAAAUGAGUUCUCCUUAAAACAUCCUAUUGCCACAUUUAUGGGGCCCUAAGCAGAAUUUGAUUUGGUCAAGGGUAUAGGUUUGGUUUCAACAUUGGUAGGGACGCAACAUCCCCACCACCCCUCCAAAACAAAGUGAUUGACUUUUUAAUGCCAUCAAUCAAACAAUUUAUUAAGGUUAUUGAGAUCUGAAUCUACAUUCAGAAAUGCCCAUACACAAAUGUAAUAUAUGUACAUGUGUUGAAUCUCCGUAUAUGUAUAUAUACUUUGGCCUAUAUAUGUAAAAAUUACAUGUGAAACCUGUUCCAUUGGAAUAAUAUCAUAUAUUGACACAUACAGUAUGUCUAGCUAAUAGAAGCAUGUAUUUUAGUAUGUCUGUUUAUAUUAUAGGUUUAUACACUGUUGCUCAUAAAGUUGGAAUAAAAUAUUUUUUUAAAUAUUUUUUUAGCACCAAACAAAUGUUAUGCAUGAAUACAUUUCACCUGGGUAAUUGGGACACAUAAUGUAAUCAUUGCACCUGGUCAAAAGUGGUUACUGAUGCAUUUAAAUAGGAAUAAACAGAGGAUUGUGUCUGAAAACAAAAUUAUACCAACUUUAUGGGCAACAGUUUAUUAUAGACAUAUGAUGAAUGAAUAUAUAGCCGUAUGUAGCCUGUCAUUAUAUAUGUAAAUAUAAAAGAGGCAUGUAUGGUUAAUCGUUAAUAGUAAAUCAUAUACAAAAAUAUAGUAUUUUAAUAAGCAUGUUGUAUUAAUAAAGUUGAAUUUUACUAUGAG
Seriola aureovittata is the source of this 7183-nucleotide messenger RNA. RefSeq names its product cardiomyopathy associated 5 (gene cmya5). The transcript has 14 exons. The coding region runs from base 106 to 5358 and encodes 1750 amino acids. Gene Ontology annotation, molecular function: protein binding. The record is from RefSeq and is a predicted model, not a curated record. Lineage: Eukaryota; Metazoa; Chordata; Actinopteri; Carangiformes; Carangidae.